Molecule: messenger RNA, 1680 nt
Organism: Cetraspora pellucida
Lineage: Eukaryota; Fungi; Glomeromycota; Glomeromycetes; Diversisporales; Gigasporaceae
Source: the annotation of a GenBank genome assembly
AUGGAUGAAUUUGUACAUUGGUUACAUGAAAACGGGGCAACUUUUCCUAAAGUUAGGUUUGGCAAAGAUGAAAGUGGAAUGGGUGGCUGUUAUGCCGUGCAACCGAUUCAUCCAAAUGAAAUAAUUGCCACACUUCCUUUAAAUCUAACAAUAUCCCAUAAACUCGCUCGUGAAUACUUACCAAUUCUAGCACCACUUAGUUGUCGUGCAGCGCUUGCUACAUUUUUAGUUCAUGAACGGCUUCUUGGAAAAUUGUCUUUUUAUCAUCCGUAUAUCAAUAUUUUACCAAAGCAUAUACCCACUCCUUUGACUUAUACGGAACGAGAAAUGUCGUGGUUAAGAGGGACAAAUCUCGGUUAUGGCAUUGAGAGUAGGAAAGAAUUGUUGAGGAAGGAAUUUGAUGAGAUUUUAGAAAUUGUAUCAAAUGAUGAACUCAUUAAUGGAUGUUUUCCAAACAAAUUAAUUGAUCCAGACGAUACUGAAGUAAAGGAAGCUUUAUUUCCAUUAAUUGAUUCUUUUAAUCAUAAACAUCGACAGAAAAUUACUUGGGAAGUCCAUGAAAGGAAUGAGUUACGCUUAGUUGCUGGUAAUUAUAUGGAUUCCGGUCAGCAGAUAUAUAAUAAUUAUGGUGCUAAAUCCAAUGAAGAAUUAUUAGUAGGUUACGGGUUUUGUAUUCCUAAUAACCCUGAUGACUGGGUAGUGAUUAAAGUAAACAUUUCGCAAGAUCCUCAAUGUGAUGAAAAACUAGAUUUUUUAUCAAGUCUAGAACUUUCUGAACUUACUCAUUUUAUUAAAAGAGAUUAUAUUCCUUUAAAAUUAUUAUCUCAAUUACGGGUGCUUGUAAUGAACUCUGCAGAGUUAAUCCAUUUUAAAAAAUUACAAGAACUUCAAUGUAUUAAUAUAAAUGAGCCUAUAGGAUAUCGAAAUGAACUUGCAAUGUUAGAGACUUUUUCUAAUUUGUUAAAAAUGAAAUUGGAGGUUCUUUAUGGUCGGGACGAAGAAUUUAUUGGAAUAAGUUCUGCGAGAGAAUCUGAGAUUGCAAGAAAUUGUAAAAUAUAUAUUGAUGGACAAAAGGAAAUUCUUACAAGUGCACUUGCAAUUAUUCAUUCCAAAGAGUUAAUUAUUCUUAAAGCAGCAUUAAAUGAUUCCAAAUUUACUAGAAUUCCAACAUUACCCUUUGUUUGCAACAAUAUUAACAUUGAUUAUAAUAGCAAUAACACAUCUUUUAACGACAUCAAUCCAAUAAUCCUCGCUAAAGAUGAUUUAUUAGAUUUGUUGUUGAUUACUAUUGAUAAAGUAAUGAAAAUUGAUAAAAAAUUUUCGAAAGCUAUUAAUGAAAUAUUUAGUGAAGAGUUGAUAGACAGUGAACAAGAUACAAUCUUGAUACUUUAUUUAAUUUAUGAAAGUCAAUAUAUUGAAAAGUCUGAAUGGAAGUUAUUUUUUGAAGUUGCUAUUAAAUACGAUGAUUUUUAUAUACAAGAAUACGAAGAAAAAAUUCAAGAAUUAACAGAAUUAUAUAAUGAAUUACAACCACUUGUUUGUAAUCCCGACGUUAAAUUAUUUGACAAAGAUGUGUUUAGUAUUGAUAAAUUAAUUUGGUCAACAUGUAUUUUCGAAAUAUGCUCUGUCACUUUUACGAAUAAAAAUAAAAAGCAACAUUUUGGAAUUGUACCUUUGUAA